Babesia bigemina is the source of this 5823-nucleotide messenger RNA. RefSeq lists its product as hypothetical. Lineage: Eukaryota; Apicomplexa; Aconoidasida; Piroplasmida; Babesiidae. The transcript is spliced from 2 exons. The record is from RefSeq and is a predicted model, not a curated record. Bases 1 to 5823 code for a protein of 1940 amino acids.
AUGUCCCAUCGUGUUCACCCUAAGUCCAAAUCACUCGAAUUAACUCGUCUUAUUAACGCUAUGACCUCCAUAAAUCAUUAUAAUAACUUGCUGAUACUGACCAUUCUCCUAGACAUUGACUCCAAGCUCAUUAGCCUUGGUGAACUGGCUGGUCAACUUGGAGGAUUUGUUGGUGACAGUGAGAGUGUUAAGAAAGCCGUUGUGAAUGCUAUUAUCGCUGUUUUUGACACUAAUCCGCACCUUAAAAAUGACCUUAAACAUCUUUACUCUCCUUAUGUUACUAACCUUUCUGUGUCUGUCAACUCUGCUGGCCAGGCUGAUGACACCAAGAUAAUUAGUGAGCUUAAAGAUAAAGUUACUAGUCAAAUUACUGAAACUAAAAGACUAAUUGAUAACCUUAAUAACCAUCUUAAUCCCUCUCUCUCUUCCCCCUCUCCCUCUGCUGACCCAGCCAAAUUGCAGUCCAAGUUGGAGGCUUUGAGGAAAGUGGAGGAGCUUUGUGGAUUUUUGACUAAUCCUAAAAAUGCGUCAAAUGAUCCUAAAAAGCUCUUAGAUAAUUUAUGUGACGGCCUCGAAACCUUUCUCGGCUUCAACUCUGCUUCCAAAGGCUACGAUGGCGCUGGCAUUGUGUACUCCGACUUGGAUAGGCUGUGUGACGGGGUGAUGGGAUUUUUGAGUGGUGUUCUCAGUAACAUCAAAGAGCAUUUAGGGCAGCAUAAAGAGCAAAUUACAGAAGCUAUUAAGUCACUUGAGACCAAUAAACACCUUGGUAAAAAAGGUUUUAAUGAUGCGAUUGGAAAGGUGGUCGCAGGGGUGCGGGGGUAUAAUAAGGAAGUUAAAAAGUCUAAUAAUAACGUUAGAUAUCCUAUAGAUAAACUACUAAAAGAUCUCGAAAAUGACGGUACGUUUGAUAAAGCUUACAAAAAAAUUUAUGCUGAGUCGGUUACUGGCAAUCCUGAGGACGGCCAGGUGAAGGCUGCUGACAACCUGGCCGAGCAGUCACUAAAAUUAGCCCGUGAUUUCUUAGGCGCUUUGCACGAAUCAGAAGAACGUGACAAGGCAGUGAGUGAUCUUAAUCAUGAUUGCAGAAACAACGUUAAUAAUGCGCGCAAAAUCAUUAAGCACGAACAUGAUAGGCUUCAAAUGAACUUUGGAAAUGAGAGUAAUGCAUCGAGAAAUAUGGUAGAAGCAGUUAUUAAAGAAAUUACCGGUAUGAAUGCAAAUGUUAAUAAGCAGAUAGACGAGAAGGUAGCACCAUUGAUUAACGAGUUAAAGAAGAAGAUGCAAGAAUUCUUAGAGCAGGUGGAAAAUGGUCCAAAGAAAGAUCUAGGUCGGUGGCUUAAAGAAGAAACAGAGACGACGGAUCAAGGUAAAAAGUCAAAGAAAGACGCUUUUGCAGCAUCUAGGGAUAAAGUGUAUGCAGGGGUUGAAAAUUUCGAAACGAACUAUCACGACAUUCAUCCACAACUUGAAGCUAUUAAAGGGAUUGUUCAGAAAAGUAACAGCACCGAAAAACUUGAGGAAUCAGUUGCGAAGAUUACCUCGGCAGUGAAAGACGUCGGUGAGCAGCUUGGACUCCAAGUCAAGAGUCUGGAACACUGGAGGACUACGGCGCUAGAAGUUGUUAAAGUAGCAUUGAAAAGAGUUGAUGAAAUUGUUAAUAAGCUGGAUGGUAAGAAGGCAGAUCAAGAAGCAGAGAAUAGUGAGAGAGAUGAGGUUACUAAGGCAGCUGGCGAAUUGAAGGACCAAGCAUUGAAGCUUAUGACGGCUAUAACGGAGGCAACAGGUAAGUUGAGUACCGGCAUUGCAACAGCUGGCCGAGCAGUUACUGAUCUGGAUGAUGCGUUAAAAAAAUCUCUGCAUUCGCUGAAAACUAGAAUAAAGACAACGAUUUCGCAGUAUAUUGGGAAGUUGUCUGGUGCUCUCGAUGCGGGUAUGCAGAGUACUAGAGGUUAUAGCGGCACAGCAGGUUUCAGUGCUUUCAUGAGUAAUUUCAACAGUGAGCAUCCGAUAAGUCCAAAAACCGAGUUUGGAAAACGGCUUCAGGAGGUUGGGCGUAAUAACAUCAAACUUGCAAGAGGCAUUCAUACAGCUCUAAUAGAACUAAAUAACGAGAAAUCUCAGUGGAGCAGGAUCACUCCCGGAUCGAAUGAACUUCAGUCUGCAAUUAGCAAAGAUCUUCAGGAUAGUGUCGACAAAGAGUUGCCAGAUGCUGAGGACGACGAGAAAGUUCUACUUACCAGUCUUGUUAGUUACAGCGCAACGGGCGCCACGGGUUCUAAGCAAUGGCUUGAGAAAUCUAUCAGCAGUAUGCAGGAAAGUGUAAAAGGUAAGCUUGACAACAUAGUAUAUCCCGAAAAAACAGGCAAAAUGAUAACCGCACAUAUGAUCACAACGACCCAUCAUGAACUGAAUAUUAAGUUCAAAAGCUUCAUUCGUGCCGUCACAAAUAUUAUCAAGAAGGAUCCUCAUAUGGGAAGCAAUGAGCAUCUCAAUUACGACUUGAGAAAACUUAAUGCUAUGCUAGAUGGUAAAGAAUCUAUAUACGGCAUUAACAACCAUUUGAAUACGAUUCAUACUGCACUAAGUGCUAUACAUAAAAAGGAGUUUGGUGAACAAUUAUCGAACAGCAGUGUGUAUGGCGCCAUUUCUGUCGUCACGGAUAAAGUUAUAAUGCUUGAGAAAGCGUCAACUGCCACUGAUACACCGGAUGGGAAUCUCAUGAAGCUUGUUGGCAGUUUACCGAAAGACAUGAGGUCCCUUAACAACUGCAUUAAUACGGUGAUCGAAGUUGUUGAAAAUGCAGAUAAGCAAUUACAGCAAUGGAUUACAAACGUAGGUGUAUAUAUAGCUACAAUGGACAAGACAGGCCACGAUUUCGCCGAUGGUCUCAAAGAAUUCGUUGAUGUAUCAAUGUCUUAUGCCAAGAACAUUAUUACAACUGACAUCCAAAAAGGCUACGUGCGUUCCGUCAAAAGACAACUUAAAUAUUUCGCCAUCGUCGCCCAUGACGUAUUAACACCUCUGCCCGCCUUGGUAGAACAAGACAAACAUAUCGGCUUCAAGGGGUUCAUGGAGGAAUUCGCUGGUAAGACGCCCGAAAACGAGAAUAUUCAAAAGCUCGUCGAACAAAAGGAAAAUAGUAACGUUGAAAAAUUAUCCGCCGCGUUCCAGCAAUUCUGGAAGCCACUGAAAAAUUAUCUCAUCACUGAAAUUAAGAGAGUAAAUACGGAAAAUAAUGAGAAGAAAAAUCCAGUUGGAACAGAUCAACAAUAUUAUUCGCACACGCUUCUGAAAAUUAACGACUCACUUGCUGACCUACUUGACCAUUUGGGUAAGCAAAACCGCUACGACCAUAACCUCCAUGGGCUUCUUCAAAAACUUAUCUCCGCAAACAACGAACUUAAACCGGACAACUUUGCAAAGCCAAAUACGCCGGUCUUAGAUGGUAUUGGAAGCGGGAUUAGUAAAUUUGUGGACGAGUUGAGGAAGGUCUACAUAUCUACUUACGAUAGUGUAUCGUUUGAUGGCGUGUUGUUUGAUAAUCAUAGAUACGAAGUCACGCCGCGAGGAGCUGUAAGCACAUAUUACUUGAGUGGGUACGGUAAGAAAUGCGCUAAAGUAUUUAUCACCACCUUGGAAAUGCUGAGUAACGAUUUCUAUACGUUGAUCAAAGAAUCUAUGAAAUCGUGGAAAGCAAGGCAGAUUAAUACGUAUAACGAUAAUUUAUUUGGCAAAUGGUUAGAGGAUCGUGGCUACAAAGUGGAUCGCGAAAAAGGCAAGCAGACCGGUGAGCUGCAGAACAAAAGUGACAUGACCGUGACGACCAUCUAUGAUAUUCUCAGCAAAAACAUUCGAAGCGUUGUUGAAGUCGAUACGCAGACGUCAUGGAUGAAAGAUAUCGUUCAACGCAAGAAAGCGAGAAACGAAAAUGCAAACCAAAUCAACGUCGUUGACAUACUCCUCUUCCUCUACGAACAGGUUCAGAUUUACUACAAGGUUUCCCACUACAACGUACCUUCGAAGCCUAAAGCGCCAAGCAGCGUGAAAGACAUGCUACAGUGGCUUAUCGGUCUCCCUCAUACCACGGUGUACAACGAAUUGACAGUUGGCGGUUUUGGUGAGCUGUUUGACAGACCGGAGGAGGAAAAGCUCACUGACGAAAGCGGUCCAACUCUCAAAUUGGAAGAUGAUGACAAGUUGGAUGCUUACCCUGCAACUAUCACAGCCGUAAAUCUGAGAGACACACUCACCGAAGUAUGCCAUUAUUCGUACGACGUCCUCGUCAGCCUGCUUGGUCACGGCCAUGCAGGUGGCCGCUAUGCCUGUGAGUUCAACACUAAUGAAGAUAAGUUCUCGUACCCCAAUGACAUGAACGCGUUAAUCUGUAGUAUGCUUGAUAUCUUAACACGUCUUCACGAGCAACUCUAUUUCCUAUGUCGCCAAUGCCAUUACACCACUGAUCUCAGCGGAUGGGCUAACUGCUGGUAUGGUCGAGAUGUCGGUGGCGCAUCGUGGAAGUGUAAUGCCCUUCAAUGUCCUGAUCAAAGCGCUGACCAAAUACACAACCAAACGUGUAACCAAAAGUGCAACCAAAUUAGUGACUGCGGCCUUAAAUCACCACUUCAGUCAUUCCUCGAAGAUGGUCUCCAGGGCUUCCUACCGCAUCAACUCAAAGUUGAAAGGGGGGCACUUGUAUGUACGGUUAAACACUCCGGUUUGCCGUGUAAAACACCCAUGGGUUUCGGAGAUAUCAGUCAACUAGCAUCACACAGGCAACAGGGUAAGCAUAUCUUCACUACGCUGUAUAAAUUCUGUGGUAGCAAAUCGUCGCCUCUCACUAGGCUGCGCAGCCAACUCAAAUGCAUCCUCCCUAAUGCACCGAAAACGCUAAACGAUAUGUUUGCAUUCUACUUUACUCUACUCAAUGACUGGAACGAGGCAGCAGGAACACGCCAGAUGCACAGGGAAAACGCAUUCAAAAAAGCCGUCAUCGAAGCAAACUUCGAGAAUCACAACACAGAGUUGGACAUUACUGCCAUGUUCAAGAACAGGGAUCAUGGUCUCAAUGCUGCUACCCAGAAAAGCGAGCAUAUUACCGGUGACUUAUACGCUCUUGUCGAUUGCCAUACCAAUUCGUCAUCCGUUUCAUCUCAUCCUUGCGGUCCAUACUUGAGGCCGAUUUGUCAAGACGGGUUCAGCACAUUCACAGCAAAGAACGCGGAAAAAUAUGUGUCUUGGAUCAUCUACUCGACAGGGUCAUUCCUCCAUUUGUUGAAACAGCUGUACGAGGAAUGUAACAGUAACUGCGCCGGUGACAGACCAAAAUGCCGUGUCAGUAGAUGUAAGAAGGGUUGUAAAGCAUUAGACUCACCGAUGUCUCCUGGCUCGACUCAUGAGAAAUCCUGUGGAUCUAUAGUAGAUUGCAAGUUAAUGCGUCCUACAAUCUACAAAUACGGUUUUGUACUUGGCGAUUGUGAGAGUCUAUCCGCCGAGUCUAGUAAGCGCACGUGCAAAGAUUUGUGUAUGGUAUUGCAAAGCGUGACUAACGAGAAAGAAUCGGCUCAUCACCCGCUUGCCGAAUUGGUAUAUCGAACUAUCCCCGAUUUCCUCUUCACAAUCCGCGCUCCCUUCAUCUGGCUCAACGUCGCCCUCUGGCUCCUCUCCUUCCUGUACCUCCUCCACAUCAUGGUCAUCCGCCUCGACCUCCUCCACAUCAAAUCGCAUCUACAUAGUCCCUCGAGUCAUAGGAUUGCUGCUCAAUCAUUGUUGGCUGCUGGACGUGUUAACAAACUGGGGAGGGUGUUUUACCUGCAACCAUAA